AGUGUGCGUCCCGGAAGCCGGAAGCGCCUGACGGCAGCUUUCCGGUGGUGGGAAAGUGAACGAAGCCCGUAUCAAAGCGGCGCAUCCUGAGGCAGGUGGGGUGCCAGUGGAAGCGGGAAGGCAGGCGACUGCUUACGGCCUGACUUGGGAGGCCGGCGGAUCAGCAAUUGCAGAAGCGGGCAGCGGCAGAGAGGGAAUGGUGCGGGGAGGCGCUGAGAAGGAGGCGCAGUCCUUCCCUCUCAGGGUUAGUGAAUGAGGCUCUCCGCCCGGGCCGGCCCGGGGACAGUGCGCUGUGGGUCCCAGCAUGAAUGCGGGCCCCGGCUGUGAACCCUGCACCAAGCGACCCCGCUGGGGCGUCGCUGCAACUUCGCCGGCUGCUUCCGACGCCCGGAGCUUUCCCAGCAGGCAGAGGCGCGUCCUCGACCCCAAGGACGCUCACGUGCAGUUCAGGGUCCCACCGUCCUCUCCAGCCUGCGUCCCAGGGCGGGCGGGACAGCACAGAGGCAGCGCCACCUCGCUUGUUUACAAACAAAAGACUAUUACCAGUUGGAUGGACACUAAAGGAAUCCAGACGGCGGAAUCAGAAAGUUUGGAUAGUAAAGAAAACAACAAUACAAGAAUAGAAUCCAUGAUGAGUUCUGUACAAAAAGAUAACUUGUACCAACAUAAUGUAGAAAAAUUAGAAAAUGUUUCUCAGCUACGUCUUGAUAAGUCACCCACUGAAAAAAGUAUGCAGUAUUUGAACCAGCAUCAGACUGCAGCAAUGUGUAAGUGGCAAAAUGAAGGGAAACACAUGGAGCAGCUUUUGGAAGGUGAACCUCAGACAGUAACUCUGGUAUCAGAGCAGUUUAGUAAUGCUAACAUUGAUCAGUCACCUCAAAAUGAUGAUCACAGUGACACAGACAGUGAAGAAAAUAGAGACAAUCAACAGUUUCUCACAACUGUAAAGCUUACAAAUGCAAAGCAGGCUACAGAAGAUGAACAGGCCAGAGAAGCCAGAAGCCACUGGAGGUGUAGCAAGUCUUGCCAUCCUGGGGAAGACUGUGCAAGUUGUCAGCAGGAAGAGACAGACGUGGUGCCAGAGAGUCCAUUAUCAGAUGUUGGCUCUGAGGACCUUGGUACUGGACCAAAAAAUGACAACAAAUUGAAUAGACAAGAAAGUUGCCUAGGAAAUUCUCCUCCAUUUGAGAAGGAAAGUGAACCUGAGUCACCAAUGGAUGUAGAUAAUUCCAAAAAUAGUUGUCAAGACUCAGAAGCAGAUGAGGAGACAAGUCCAGGUUUUGAUGAACAAGAAGAUGUUAGUUCCUUCCAAACAGCAAAUAAAUCUUCAAGGUUCCAAGCAAGAGAAGCUGACACUGAAUUUAGGAAACGGCACUCUACUAAGGGAGGCGAAGGUAGAUUACAUUUCCAAUUUGAAGGAGGAGAGAGUCGCACUGGAUUGAAUGAUUUAAAUGCUAAACCACCUGGAAAUAUUUCCAGCCUGAAUGUAGAAUGCAGAAAUUUCAAGCAACAUGGAAAAAAGGAUUCUAAAAUCACAGAUCAUUUCAUGAGAAUGCCCAAAGCAGAGGACAGAAGAAAAGAACAGUGCGAGACCAGACAUCAAAGAACAGAAAGGAAGAUCCCUAAAUACGUUCCACCUCACCUUUCUCCAGAUAAGAAGUGGCUUGGAACUCCCAUUGAGGAGAUGAGAAGAAUGCCUCUGUGUGGGAUCCGGCUGCCUCUCUUGAGACCAUCUGCCAAUCACACCGUCACUAUUCGGGUAGAUCUUUUGCGAGCAGGAGAAGUUCCUAAACCUUUUCCAACACAUUAUAAAGAUUUGUGGGAUAACAAGCAUGUUAAAAUGCCUUGUUCAGAACAAAAUUUGUAUCCCAUAGAAGAUGAGAAUGGUGAGCGAACUGCCGGGAGCCGGUGGGAGCUCAUUCAGACUGCACUUCUCAACAAAUUUACACGACCCCAAAACUUGAAGGAUGCUAUUCUGAAGUACAAUGUCGCAUAUUCUAAGAAAUGGGACUUUACAGCUUUGAUUGAUUUCUGGGAUAAGGUACUUGAAGAAGCAGAAGCUCAACAUUUAUAUCAGUCCAUUUUGCCUGAUAUGGUGAAAAUUGCACUCUGUCUGCCAAAUAUUUGCACCCAGCCAAUACCGCUCCUGAAACAGAAGAUGAAUCAUUCCAUCACAAUGUCACAGGAACAGAUUGCCAGUCUUUUAGCUAAUGCUUUUUUCUGCACAUUUCCACGACGAAAUGCUAAGAUGAAAUCGGAGUAUUCUAGUUACCCAGACAUUAACUUCAAUCGGUUGUUUGAGGGACGUUCAUCAAGGAAACCAGAGAAACUUAAAACGCUCUUCUGCUACUUUAGAAGAGUCACAGAGAAAAAACCUACUGGGUUGGUGACAUUUACAAGACAAAGUCUUGAAGAUUUUCCAGAGUGGGAAAGAUGUGAAAAACCCUUGACACGAUUGCAUGUCACUUACGAAGGUACCAUAGAAGGAAAUGGCCGAGGCAUGCUACAGGUGGAUUUUGCAAAUCGUUUUGUUGGAGGUGGUGUAACCAGUGCAGGACUUGUGCAAGAAGAAAUCCGCUUUUUAAUCAAUCCUGAGUUGAUUGUUUCACGGCUCUUCACUGAGGUGCUGGAUCACAAUGAAUGUCUAAUUAUCACAGGUACUGAACAGUACAGUGAAUACACAGGCUAUGCUGAGACAUAUCGUUGGGCCCGGAGCCAUGAAGAUGGGAGUGAAAGGGACGACUGGCAGCGGCGCUGCACUGAGAUCGUUGCCAUUGAUGCUCUUCACUUCAGACGCUACCUCGAUCAGUUUGUGCCUGAGAAAAUGAGACGCGAGCUUAACAAGGCUUACUGUGGAUUUCUUCGACCUGGAGUUUCUUCAGAGAAUCUUUCUGCAGUGGCCACAGGAAACUGGGGCUGUGGUGCCUUUGGAGGUGAUGCCAGGUUAAAAGCCUUAAUACAGAUACUGGCAGCUGCUGCAGCUGAACGAGAUGUGGUUUAUUUCACCUUUGGGGACUCAGAAUUGAUGAGAGACAUUUACAGCAUGCACACUUUCCUUACUGAAAGGAACCUCACUGUUGGAGAAGUAUAUAAGCUGUUGCUACGAUAUUACAAUGAAGAAUGCAGAAACUGUUCCACCCCUGGACCAGACAUCAAGCUUUAUCCAUUUAUAUACCAUGCCAUCGAGUCCUGUGCAGAGACAACUGACCAGCCAGGGCAAAGGACAGGGACCUGAGGAGCCAAGCAAAUAGCGUCUCCUCCCACCUCCCACCAGAGAUGUCCUGUUUGAGCUGUCAGGUGUAAUAUAUGAAUUGAUUUAAGUUAAUAUAAAUGUGUAUAUAAUCCACAUUUGUAGUCAAGGACUCAGUCUCUUCCACGUGUAUGCAGUUGUCAGUUGGUAUAUCUAGGCCCCCUCCAUCCUGACUCAUGUGGACUUAGAUAUGUUUUGUUUCUGUUUUCUUCUAUUUCAGUCUUCAUUCUUUGAUUCGUAUUUCUUUUGUCCAUCAGAUCUCUUGUGAAAUCCCAUGAAAGGUUGUGCUCAUUCUGUCAGGUUUCUUUCUUCCUGCCCAUAUAUUAUACCAGUUGCUUCUGCAGCCUGCAGAUGCCAGUGAUGGCCAGGAAACAAGUUGAAAUCCAGGAAUCUCUUUAACUGAUUUUGCUAAAAAUCUCCCUAUGAGCCUUCCACUCAACUCUUACUAUGCUUGCAUUAAGUUUUUAAAAUCUGAAAAUUAAGAAUUAGGGGUUUUUUUCAUAUAUGUUGCAUAAUGCAAACCUCCUAGGUUAAAAUCGUUUUUUUAUUUAAGAUAAAUAAUUUUCAGAAAUUGCCCUUUUGAGACAUCACCUUUAUAACGGUUUGUCUUUUUUCCUCUGAUCAGUUUUUACUGAUACCAUUUUUGGAAACUGAGAUGAAAGGAAAUGUGGAAUAAAAGAGGGUUUUCCCAACGUGGUAUAAAGAAAACAGAUUCAAGAGGAUUGAAGGGUUUUUUGUUGUUGUUUUGUUUUUUUUUAAUUUCUUGGUACUUUUUUUCUUUUUAAAUUAGAGCCAAUGUUUGUUUUGCGGUGCUUGAGGCAUAUUCAUAUAACCAAAGUUUGGGAACUGGGAACUUCAUGCUGAUUUGUACAUAUUGAAGUUUCUCUAGUAUUCAAAGGUUAUAUAGUGAAUGGAUUUUCAGUAAUAAAUCAUUUUGUCAGAAACUCCUAUAUCAUCUAUAUUUUAUAUAUGUAUAUAUAAACAUGCUCUUUAAGUGUGUCUAUAUGUGAGCACAUAAAAUCUAAAUAAAAUUGGACUGGUGGGAAAUGAUUAG
This is a messenger RNA of Saimiri boliviensis boliviensis (Bolivian squirrel monkey), 4304 nucleotides long. RefSeq names its product poly(ADP-ribose) glycohydrolase (gene PARG). Gene Ontology annotation, cellular component: nucleus; cytoplasm. Lineage: Eukaryota; Metazoa; Chordata; Mammalia; Primates; Cebidae. Gene Ontology annotation, biological process: regulation of DNA repair; nucleotide-sugar metabolic process; carbohydrate metabolic process. The record is from RefSeq and is a predicted model, not a curated record. Gene Ontology annotation, molecular function: poly(ADP-ribose) glycohydrolase activity.